Laetiporus sulphureus 93-53 is the source of this 534-nucleotide messenger RNA. Its product is annotated as FAD-dependent thiol oxidase. Gene Ontology annotation, cellular component: mitochondrion. Gene Ontology annotation, molecular function: flavin-dependent sulfhydryl oxidase activity; flavin adenine dinucleotide binding. Lineage: Eukaryota; Fungi; Basidiomycota; Agaricomycetes; Polyporales; Laetiporaceae. Bases 1 to 534 code for a protein of 177 amino acids. The record is from RefSeq and is a predicted model, not a curated record. The transcript has a single exon.
AUGAUCAUCGGCCCUGACGGCAAGCCGUGCAAGAUUUGCACAGCGUUUCGCAACUGGAGGCCCCGCGCGCAGAACACCGAUGCGCACCCCCACAGCAAGACGGGGAAGAAGAGUACUGCUGCAAUGAUGGCCGCAUUUGCGUCUGGUCAAGGAUUCGCCUCGCAUGCCGACCCCGACGUCCGCCCCGACCAUUGCCCGCCCGACGUCGAGGAGCUCGGUCGCGCGACGUGGACAUUCCUGCAUAGCACGGCCGCAUACUAUUCUGAACGUCCCACGCCAUUCCAACGUGCGAACAUGCUCAACCUCCUGAACGCUCUGCCUGUGCUGUAUCCGUGCUCGACCUGCGCUUGGCAUUUGGGCGAGAACAUGAAGGAUCACCCACCAGACGUUAGUGGGAGAGUCGCGCUGACCAGGUGGCUGUGCGAGAGGCAUAACGACGUGAACGAGCGGCUGGGGAAACCAAAGUUUGACUGCUCUAUUCGGAACUUAGAUGAACGGUGGAAGGAUGGGCCAGCUGACGGCAGCUGUGAUUAA